Photinus pyralis (common eastern firefly) is the source of this 1687-nucleotide messenger RNA. RefSeq names its product cdc42 homolog (gene Cdc42). NCBI's taxonomy places the organism in Eukaryota, Metazoa, Arthropoda, Insecta, Coleoptera, Lampyridae. Gene Ontology annotation, biological process: small GTPase-mediated signal transduction. The record is from RefSeq and is a predicted model, not a curated record. Gene Ontology annotation, molecular function: GTP binding; GTPase activity. The transcript has 5 exons. Bases 131 to 706 code for a protein of 191 amino acids.
GAUCGCAUUGUCUUGUCAACGAUGGCAGCACUGUUUUGACGUGUAGUGUAGUGUUAAGGAACCCAACCCAGAUUAAGUACAUUUUUGGAAAUUCUUCUCAUUAAUAUAUUUUUGCCUCUAAAACGAAAAAAUGCAGACCAUUAAAUGUGUGGUGGUAGGCGAUGGGGCGGUGGGUAAAACUUGUUUAUUGAUAAGUUAUACGACUAAUAAAUUUCCUUCGGAGUACGUACCGACCGUAUUUGAUAAUUAUGCAGUGACGGUUAUGAUUGGAGGGGAACCUUACACCCUGGGCCUUUUCGAUACGGCUGGUCAGGAAGACUACGAUCGACUUCGUCCCUUAAGUUAUCCUCAAACGGAUGUGUUUUUAGUCUGUUUUUCUGUAGUUAGUCCUUCGUCUUUUGAAAAUGUCAAAGAAAAGUGGGUACCCGAAAUAACCCAUCACUGUCAGAAAACUCCGUUUCUACUGGUAGGCACACAGGUAGAUCUCAGAGAUGACGUAACGACCAUUGAAAAAUUAGCGAAAAAUAAACAGAAACCAAUUUCCGUCGAGCAGGGUGAAAAGUUAGCGAAGGAACUGAAAGCGGUCAAGUACGUAGAGUGUUCGGCCCUAACGCAAAAAGGUUUAAAAAAUGUAUUCGAUGAAGCAAUUUUGGCCGCGUUAGAACCGCCCGAGCCCGUUAAACGCCGAAAGUGUGUCAUUUUGUAGACUUUCAGAUUUGAAAAUCGAAUUCUGUUGAGUUUAAAGAACUGCAUUUUUUUAUAUUUAAAGAAAGAAUUUUGUAUAAGGUAGUGUUUCCAGUAUAGGUGUUUGAUCGACUUAUAUAAAAAACACCAACAGUAUCUUCCCGUUUUUUGUAAAAAUAUCAUUAGGCACAAAUUGGUAACCUUUUUUAGGGUCGAAUUUUUUAUCGAACAUACAUUUGUGGUUGAAAAAUUGUAGAAGUUUGAUGUCUUUUCGGAUCACUAAUAUCGAGUGUUUUAAUGCAUUUGUUUUCAAUUCUAAACUUUGUCCGCAUUUGCUUUAGCUAGACUAAUGGUGCUAAUUAUAAAUGCCGUUUUUUGAACAUUUUUUCUAGCUUUACGAACUUUGAUUAGUCACAAUAUCAUUUCAAAUUCACCUCGGUUUGUAAUGUACAUUAGAACUAAUAAAGAAAAUCAACUUUUAUAUGACUUGAUAGUACGUGUAAAUAAGGGUGUACGAAUGAGUGAAUGAUCGAUCGUUAGCAUAUUAUUAUAAGUUAAUCAAUAAAAGUGGUAUAUUUAUUUUUAGUUUUCCAUAUAGCAUUUUUAGUACAAUUAAUAUUAAAUAGCUUGUGGAGUACAUUGUUAGAUUACGAUAUUUUCAAAAAACUGCAUAUAUUAUUUAUAUUAGAAAUUAUUUAAGUAUGUUGUGAUGAAUGACAGAAUAGUCCGAAAGAACUAUUCUCUUAUUGUAUUAAUAAGAAUAAUAUUAACAAUAAACAUUUAUAUAUGUAUAGAUUUUUAUGUAUUUUUUUUCUUUGAAACGUCAUUAAACUGUUGGUUUCAACAGAAUGGUGCACCAUCACACACCGCCAUAAUUGUGCGAGAAUACCUAUCAGAAAAAAUUUCCAUUUUUCAGGAAAUUUGCCUGAUGGGUAUUUUCGGACGAAUAGGGCAUUGUGCGCGGUUGUACUAUUCUAUUGCAACCAAAAUGCUACUCAAUACA